GUGUUUGGAUGGGUGGGACGCAAUAACCGCCCUGUUCACACUCCAGGACCACUGAAGUAGACUACACUCGACCCACUUCAGAGAGCAGCCAGUUCGUGAUAUAUCACAUCUUAAGAUGCUUCUCAUAUUCCUUGUCUUGUAUUUGUCUCCGGUUUUUCAGUGCCAAACUGAGGAUACUGAAUUGUCAGAGGAUGUGGACUUUGAAGAAUACACGAUUUCAGACACGGAUUCAAACGCUGCUCCUCUCAGAAUCCCGCGGCAGGUGAAAACGCUUCUAACCAAGGAAACUAAACCGCACAUUCAGGAGCUGUCUGUCCAGACCACCAUCAUUUCCCGCUAUGCCUUCACCGCGGUGUCAUGUAGCAUGCUCAAUAGACACUCGGCUGCGACUCAGGGGGUCUUUCAGUUUCACAUUCCCACUGCUGCAUACAUCACCAACUUUACCAUGAUUGUGGGCGGACGAGUGUUUCCCAGCCAGGUGAAGGCCAAAGAGAAGAAAAUUAAGAAGGAAGGUGGAGAAAACAAUGGCAAGAAAAACAAGACCACACCAGAGCAGAGUGAGGGUGAGAUGGAGGUGUUUCGAAUGGAGGUCACCAUUCCUGGACGCAACCGUGCCGUUUUCCUCCUGACCUACGAAGAGCUGCUGCAGAGACGAUUGGGACAUUACGAGCAUGUGACUAGUAUUCGGCCAAUGCAGUUGGUCGGCAAACUCAGCGUGGGCGUUACUAUAGUGGAACACUCUCACAUCACUUACCUUGAAGUUUUACCCCUACGAAAUGGCAAAACUCCAUCUUCCAAUGGCAAUGGGAAAGCAGAUGGUAAAGUAGGACCACCAGUUUCCACAGUGGUCAAACAAAACGAAACCUUCUGCAAGAUUAGCUUCACUCCCAACAUUGCCCAGCAGGUCAAGAUUGCGACGAACGGCAUGCUGGGAGAAUUUGUGGUGCGCUAUGACGUAGAGAGAGAAAUUGGCAUUGGUGAUAUUCAGGUGCUAGAUGGACAUUUUGUACACUAUUUUGCCCCCAAAGACCUGCCUGUCGUGGCGAAGAAUGUUGUAUUUGUGAUUGAUACCAGCGCUUCCAUGGUUGGAACCAAAAUCAGACAGACCAAAGAAGCUCUGUUCACGAUCCUACGCGAGCUGCGGCCCAAUGAUCACUUCAACUUUGUCACUUUUUCCAACCGCAUCCGCGUGUGGCAGCCAGGAAAACUUGUGCCCGUCACACCCAACAAUAUACGCGAUGCCAAGAAGUUCAUCUACAUGAUCUCACCCACUGGAGGCACUGACAUCAAUGGUGGCAUUCAGACAGGCUCAGCUUUACUCAGUGACUAUCUCUCCAGCAAAGAAGAGUCCCAUCACAACAGCGUGUCACUCAUAAUCUUCCUGACCGAUGGGCGGCCCACAGUUGGUGUUGUUCAGAGCCCGGUCAUCAUUGGCAACACCAAAGCAGCAGUGCAGGAGAAGUUCUGCCUCUUCACCAUUGGAAUGGGUGAUGAUGUAGACUACAAGCUCUUGGAGAGAAUGUCCCUGGAAAACUGUGGAACCAUGAGGAGAAUCCCAGAGGAUGCAGAUGCCAAAGUCAUGCUCAAGGGCUUCUACGAUGAGAUCGGCACUCCGUUGUUAUCUGACAUCCGGGUGGAAUACUCUGAAGAUGCGGUGGAAUACAUCACCCAGAACCUUUUCACAAACUACUUCAAUGGCUCUGAGCUUGUUGUAGCCGGAAAAUUAACCAAUCGCAGCUCAGACUCGUUACACGUUCAGGUCACCGCCAUUAACAGCGAGCGAAGCAUCGUGCUGGAGAAAGACGUGUCAAUACACGAGCAAGAGCAGAAAACUGAACGGCGCCUAGCGGAAGCAGAGGUGGGUCCAAACGCAAACGGUUAUGUGGAACGCCUGUGGGGAUACCUGAGCGUAAAAGACGGGCUAAAAGGACGACUGCGUAGCCAGACGAGCGCAGAGCGGGAAAACUACACACAACACGCUAAAAAUCUUUCGUUAGCGUAUAAUUUUCUCACGCCACUCACCCAAAUGAUAGUGGAGAAACCACAAGUGCUGGCUGAUGGAACUUUAGCACAGACGCAGAAAGAGGCAGAGGCUGCAGAGGCCACUGAGGCUCCGCCCCCUGUUGAGUCAUCCAAUCAGCUGUCAGAAGACGAUAACAGUCCAACACCCCAGAGCCUGCACAGAAAUCAACCGCCCAAGCCGAUUUCUGCAGUCUCCAAGGCAACAAGUGGCGUCAGAAAACCAGCCAAGAAGUCUGUCACCAUAUCCAAAACUUCCGCUGAUGGUGACCCUCAUUUUGUGGUGGAGGUUCCUCACAGUAAACUGACUGUGUGUUUCAACAUUAAUGGCGAGCCAGGACACAUUCUUCGACUGGUGACUGACCAUAAACACUCAGGUGUGACUGUGAACGGUGCACUGAUUGGAGCUCCAGCCCCAGCCGGCAGUCAUAAAGAACAGAGAACAUAUUUCAGCACCAUAACUAUAGUAGCCGACAAACCACACCGCUCUUACAUUGAGGUGACCCCACAAAAGGUCAUACUGGACGACCGGGACCGGAUGGUCCUUCCAUCCAGCUCCAGCAUUUCCAUUGAAACGGCAAACCUGGGUGUGGUCAUUAUUGCUAACACAAACCUGACAGUGACCAUCCAAGGAACUAUCCAGUUUGUCAUCUUAUUCCACCAUUACAAAAAUCCAGCGCCCUUUCAGCGGGAUCACCUGGGGUUUUACAUCGCUAACAGCAAAGGAUUGAGCAAGGAUACACACGGCUUGCUAGGUCAGUUCUUGUAUGAAGACAUUGGAUUGACGCAGAUUCCCGGAAAUGUCAGCAUGGCUGGAGAAAACAGCACACAGGAAACACUAGGGAAAAAUACCACUCUAAUAAGUUUCCCUGCCUUAAAGGUGAAGGAUCGUACUGUCACCGUCAUAAAGAAGAGCAGGCGAAUCUACUCUGGAAAGCAGACUGUAGAUUGCUGGUUUGCCAAAAACAAUGCGGCUAAACUGAUUGACGGACAAUACGAUGAUUACGUUGUGUCACAUCUGUUUGACACAGGAGACUGGGCUAAUGGGACCUACACACACUGAGACAAACACACAUUCACACACACAAACGCACAAAACACAGAUCUCCUGGACUUAUGGGUCAUGACCAAAAUAUAUUCACACAAACAUUUUGCAACCAUAAGCAGUAUUUUAAGUACAUGAUUUAUAUUCAGUAAUGUUUGAACAUAUUACUUUACUGUUUUUAUUGUUGUCAUCUACAAAUAUACAUUAUAUAUUUUAGUUAAUAUAAUAAGACUGUUUUUGGAACUCAUUUUGUACUAAUAAAUUAAAUGGUAACAACA
Messenger RNA from Labeo rohita (rohu), 3342 nucleotides. It is a transcript of the gene itih5, whose product is annotated as inter-alpha-trypsin inhibitor heavy chain 5. Gene Ontology annotation, biological process: hyaluronan metabolic process. The transcript has 14 exons. Bases 116 to 3082 code for a protein of 988 amino acids. The record is from RefSeq and is a predicted model, not a curated record. NCBI's taxonomy places the organism in Eukaryota, Metazoa, Chordata, Actinopteri, Cypriniformes, Cyprinidae. Gene Ontology annotation, molecular function: serine-type endopeptidase inhibitor activity.